GAAGCACCUUUGCAUCCUCGCGAGAGAAGACUGAUGAGACGCAGACAACAGGUGGAAGAACUCAGGAGAAGUAGAUGCCUGCUCCACAAGCCAGAUCAACCCUGAAUCUGUGUCAGCUGGCCGAAGGUGGAGAGCAAUUAAGCCCGGCUAUAAAUCAAGUCCGAAAGCUGCAGCUAAACGCUGAUAGCAACACGUCUCUUUUUCCUGGGUAUGUCAUCACAUGCCUGUCCAUGCCAAAGGGGGGUUACCCAUGAUCCCUAUUCCUUUAAAUAGUACUGAACUGUCUGCUUAUGAUUAUGCUACAUGGGGAACGAAGCCAAAUACCACCUGGGCAGAUAUGCAAGAUGAGACUUGUUUGUGCCUAUAUGUGCAGCCUAAGGAAGGAGAGUUUUGUUUCCAGUGUAAUGGCACAGGUUAUAAAGUGAGAAAUAGCUCCUGUGAAGUCACCUUUGUAAAGAAUGGGGCUAACAUAAACGGCUCUUACAAACCAAAUGUCAUUCCUUUUGAUUACUCCAUUCAAGGCUAUUAUGAACAGAUAGCCCUCUACAUCCAAACCUGCAACACAGGAUAUAUGGCCCUGGUGGGACACUCUUUUGUAUGUGGCAAUAGAACCUAUAGGACUUUACCUCCAAACUGGUCUGGAAGAUCUUAUGUAGCUCAGUUAUGGCCUACAGUUACAAUUACCCAACACUAUCCUAAAGAAGGAAUGCGAAAUCAGCGGGAUUUGGGCUCUGCCCAAGAUAUAGUGGGCAACAGAACCCCUUUAACAGUGGCUGAUGCAAUAGGAUGGUCCUUCCUCCCACCGGUAGGAGUGGCCAGAGUUGGAGGUGCUGUUAUUAGGCUCCAGGCAGUAGUGGAGGUUUUGGUCAAUGAAACAGGAGAAGCCUUUCUUUCUUUGGCAAAGGAACAAAGGAAGAUUAGGCAAAUGACCCUGCAAAAUAGAUUGGCUUUGGACUACUUCUUGGCUUCUAAGGGUGGUGUUUGUGCCCUUGUAGGGAAAGAAUGUUGUAUAUAUAUUCCUGACAAUUUUGAUGAAACCUUUGACCAUAUGCAGAAGACCCAACAAGUGGUCUAUGUACCCCCAGAUCACACUGGGGAUACUUGGUCUCGGUUCAUGGUCUUGGCUGCCAGAUUUGGGAGCCCAGGGAAGGAAAAAAUUAGCAGUUUGUUUUAUUAUCCUAAUUUCCAUUGCUUUAUUAUUAUUAUUAUUAUUAUUAUUAUUAUUUACAUUUAUAUCCCGCUCUUCCUCCAAUGAGCCCAGAGCAGUGUACUACAUACUUGAGUUUCUUUUUCACAACAACCCUGUGAAGUAGGUUAUGCUGAGAGGAUGUGACUGGCCCAAAGUCACCCAGCUAGUUUUAUGGCUGAAUGGGGAUUUGAACCCGGGUCUCCCCGGUCCUAGUCCAGCACUCUAACCACUACACCACGCUGGCUUUUAUAUGUUGGGGUCAUGUUAUUGAAAUGCUGUAUGCAAACUCUAAACAGAUCUGAUGCUAUUUAUGCCUGCCUCACUCGAGCUGAACUGCACGAAAUUCCUACCAAGUUGCGCAAACAUGAGGCAUGCCUUCAGAUGUGUGAAGUGCAAAAGUGAGGCUUAAUGUAUUCACAUGGAGCCUCAAAGGCGGGGAAUGAUGAAGAAAAACUUUAUUUGGGUCUGGUUUGGGCCUAGUCAAAAAUCUAGGCAAGGCCUGUAAGUUUGGAUUUCAGUGCUCCUGAAGGGUUGCUAUGGUAACACAAUGUAUCAUUGUGCUGUUUGGAGGGAAUUGAAGGAGAUGGGAUGACAUAAGAACUGCUGGCAAAUGGUGAUUGGUGCACACUCUCAGUAUAGUCCGAUGUCUGACCUUUAAAAUAAUUGGGGUGGAAGGAUGUAUAGUUCAAGUAUGAGUGUCUCAUACGAAAAGGAAGAAAAGGUGUUGGACUUCUGGUUCCAGAACACUGAAGGGAGGACGCACUAGAAGCAGCUCUGGUAGUAGUUUUUUGCCGAUAUGUCUAAUUCUUUGCUCCGAUUAAGAUAAAGGAAAAUUUAUUACCUUAUCUUGUUUGCUGGACUUUGCUGGAAACUGGGCUGACCAUAAAUCUUCUCUAAAUUGAGACAACUGUUGUCAAGAACCUUGAUAAGACAUUCUCUGUUUUGCCUCAGCUGCGUUGCUAAUAACUGAGUCAGCAAUGGUCAAAAAUAAAAGACUUCGACAGAGCUCUUCUUCUAGUCUAAUGCUGGGAGAUUCUCCAGAUUUUGCAGAAGGUGAACAAAAUGCUAAGCAAUCCUGUUUGGAUGAUUAUUUUAUCUGCAGAACUGAUGUUUCUCAAUCCCCUUUGGGAAUAAGGCAAAAUAAAGUACAAGAACCCCAGGUGAUAACUUUGCUGGAGGAUGUUGGCAGCAAUCCAAAGAAUCCUGAAGAUAAGACCUCAGCUAGCCCAGCCAAGCCUAUAUCAGAAUUAAGCUGGCUAACUACUACUCUCUCUCAAUUCUAUAAAUUGACUGCUAGCACCUUAAAAUUGAUAUUGGAGAAUAUGCAUAAGCUUGAUAGGCAGUUGAGUAAACUAUCACCCCUAUCACCUCUAUUACAACAGACUGGCAACUCUUAUGAUGUGUGCUCCUAAUUCCAAUUACUUUCUGCCCCAUUUGGCAAUGUUUAAAGCUGAGGAUAGAUCUCAGUCUUUCCUUCAAGCAAGUUCAGAAGCACAUCUCUCCAAAUCCAAUUAUGUGUUGCAGCCUAAUAAUGUUAUGCUAUCAAUAUCAAAGAUCCCAAUAAACAAUAACAAAUGGCACCA
Molecule: messenger RNA, 2772 nt
Organism: Hemicordylus capensis (graceful crag lizard)
Lineage: Eukaryota; Metazoa; Chordata; Lepidosauria; Squamata; Cordylidae
Product: endogenous retrovirus group 3 member 1 Env polyprotein-like
Exons: 2
Coding region: 221-1255 (344 amino acids)
Source: RefSeq, a predicted model, not a curated record